AUGUCUGGGUUAUUGCGUUUUGGAGCUCGUUUGCUGUUCUCUAGCAGGGCUGUGUCAAAGCACUUGGGUUUGAUAAAGCCUGAGGCAUGCCAAAGCAGGCUGCAUUCGUCCAUUAUUUCGGAAGUGAAUAAUGAAAGCUACCGAAAUGAAUUAUCAUGGAACGCCAACAAUACUGAAGACCUGGAUAAAAUUAUUCGUUGGUUACAAGUUCACAGGCUUAAGUCUGUACUACACCGUGCUAAGGAGAAUGAGAAAAAGAUUGAUGGGUUCUGGGAUAGAAUCCUUAAGGAGGGUGACAUAUUUUUGACCGAAAAGUAUUUACACGUGAAAGUCAAGAUGGGGAUUCCUUUUGACUACGAGGGUAUUCUUAGGGAUUUACAAGAUGCUGGCAUAAUUCCAAAUGUCCGGAUAUUCGCUGCCUUGAUACGUCAAAGUUGUACUGCUGGUGAUAUGAAUCAGACACAUGCCAUCUUGCGCUUGCUCCGGGAAUACGGACUGAAACCGAAUGUGUACAUAUAUUGUCAGAUCUUACAUGGUUACGUUAAAGCCGGGUUGCCCGAGGAAGUUUCUUCCACACAGGAAAUACUAUCUCAAAUAGGUUUGUGGCCAUCCAAAAGUGCAUAUGAAGCCCUAUCUUUAUACAAAUUACUGUCUUCAAAUCCGGAUCAAAAUGCAACAUGUAGCAAGAUGCUUGAGUUGUUGCAUGUGGUAGAAGAUCCACAUUACCAAUUAUACGCAAAGGACACAGUUAAAGUGCUCCUAGCAAUGGGACGUUUAGCUGCUGCUCUGAAAAUUUUCGAAAAAUUAUGUUUACAAACUGCAACAGAUGGCUAUCUGUAUUCAUUGGUUGCCUAUGCUGAUGCUGGUAGUUUGGACAUAGAAUCAUUGGAACCUUUUUGGCAUGUAGCUAACUUGGACAGUGAACAAUUGAAAGUGAUCAGGAGUAAAUGUCAAUUGUUUCUCAAUCGAAAAAGCAAAUCGUCGAACUCAUUGUUUUCUCGGUUCCAGAGAAGAAUAGACGACAACGAUGUAGAAGGUGCUUUUGAUAUUUUGAGAGGCAUAUCUGUGAGAGAGAAAACAUUUGGAUUUGUAUCUAUCGCUGAGAAGCUAGCGGAUAUGGGCUAUUCAUUAGUGAAUGUUUUGGAACGAAUUGAGAAUCCUGUAGUCAAUGAAAGCUUGGUUUUUGGAUAUGUGUUUAACAAAUUAUCUUCACUUAAUCCCAAAGAAAAUGUAAAGUCAGAGUUGAAGAAGUGUUCAGAUAUGGUGAAUGAAUAUCGUGAACUGAAAUUACUUCCAUGUACUGAUGCCAUUCGUUUUGCUAAUCGCAAUGUUGAAAAAUUGCUGUUAAGCAUUCUAUCCGUCUCAAAUUUGUCAGAAAUAAUGAUACAUAAAAAAUGUACCGUUAUGCAUGAAGUAUUCGGCAUACUACGGUACACAUUAUCCAGACGUGCAUUCCAAUCACUUUUCACACAAGUAUUUGAGAUUAUGCAGAUAACCACAUACCGGUAUUUUAACAAAGUCCCUAGAAACAUUAUAAUUCAGCUUUUGGCUGAUGUGUGCGUUCAUCACAAAAUCACAUUUGGUCGUGAUAAUUGGUUGUUGCUUGCAAUGAAGAAUGCUGAUGUGUCAGAGGAUGUCAUUCAGAAUCUUGCUAGCAGUUUAACAACGUCUAGAAAUAACUUUGCUGAUGUCUGCACUUUGUUCAGUGGACCACCUGCAAGCUCUAAAAGUAAACUGAAAGAAAACGAAACAUUCCCGCUGGUUGACUCGAUAAAUGUAUUCAUAACGGAACCGUUACUUAAAGUUGCAGAAUCACUAGUUAGACUACAAAAGGAAGAUCCCAUUGUCUGUGAUGAAAAAUUAGCAGAUAUCAGAAAAUCUUGGCGCCUAGAAAGAAAAGUAGCCUUGCUCUUCAAUCUUGCAAACUUUGGUGCCGAAGAUCUUAUUGAACGUGUUAUCCAGACUAUUACUAACACAAAUGAUAAUAGCAAGUAUAAACUGCUGAAAGAUCUUGCACAUCUUAUACGAGUGUGUUCAGAAAGUGAAGAUAAUAAGGUUGAAGCUCCAGAAAGUGUAAAGGAAGUGAUUAAAAGUUUACGAAGUCGUUCAGUGGAAGAAUUACUCUAUACACUCAAAGGUCCACACACGAACACACUAUUCAAAUGCUGGCCAGUUGAUCACAUUUCAGACUUGAUCGAUGUAACUAAUAAAGUUUCAGAAUGUCGCCUCAAAUCUUUCGCUUUACAGCUUGCUGGUAUUUUGAUCAAUCGGGGACUAAAUGAUCAAGUUGCCUGUUUAUUACCGAAUAAUCAAAAAAUACCGUUUACAUUUCUGGUCGGCAGUCCUCAUGAGUCCCUAACAGAAUCAGCUUUUCGUUCAACAAUGAAAUAUAUGGAGGAAGUUGAUCCCAAGCACAUCUCAGGUUUUGUGGAUUAUUGUCUUCGUAAUGCAGCCUUAUCAAACGAUGAGACCAAUCUCUUUCAAUUAAUACGUGCAACUGUAUCACCACCGUACAAUAUGGAGUUGUCAGAAGUUUGUAUCCUACCUACUCUUCAAGUAUUAUGCAAUCGUUUAGAACAGUGUAAAACGUUGCCUGAAGAUGUACUACAAGCAACGGGGUCAUUAGUUCAAGUUUACAAUUCAUCAUUGAACAACAAAGCAACGAACUGA
This is a messenger RNA of Heterobilharzia americana, 2670 nucleotides long. The record is from the annotation of a GenBank genome assembly. Lineage: Eukaryota; Metazoa; Platyhelminthes; Trematoda; Strigeidida; Schistosomatidae.